Polistes canadensis is the source of this 4901-nucleotide messenger RNA. RefSeq names its product 5-hydroxytryptamine receptor 1-like (gene 5-HT7). Lineage: Eukaryota; Metazoa; Arthropoda; Insecta; Hymenoptera; Vespidae. The record is from RefSeq and is a predicted model, not a curated record. Bases 1208 to 2782 code for a protein of 524 amino acids. The transcript is spliced from 8 exons. Gene Ontology annotation, biological process: adenylate cyclase-activating adrenergic receptor signaling pathway. Gene Ontology annotation, cellular component: membrane. Gene Ontology annotation, molecular function: G protein-coupled amine receptor activity.
CGCUGUACCUUCUCUCUCUCUCUCUCACUCUCUCACACACACACAUCGUUCACCUAAUGUAAGUCCAACCAACCCUACGACCUACCGAACCAACCAACCCCCCUCUCUCAAUUCUCAAUUCUCUACUCACCACCCCCAAAACCACCCACCCGGUCGGUAGCGCGCGCGCGCGCGCGUGCGUGCGUGCGUGCGUUCGUUUCGUCCGUUCGCGUUCGUUCGUUCGCUGGUUCGUUCGUUCGCUGGUUCGUUCGUUCGUUCGUUCGUGUGCUUUCUGACAGGAGGUACGUUGCUGAAGAGCAACAGGACGAAUAAAAGAGAGAGAAAGAGAGAGAGAGAGAAAGUUAGCUAUCUAUCCAUUGUAUAUUGAUAGAUACAUGGAUAGAUGGAUAGAUGGUUGGAUUGAUGGAUAGAGAGGAAUUGUGAACCGGUUUCAUGCGUGUCUCCCGGUUGGUGUUCAACUCAAGGAUCGGUUUUCCACGUUGCAAAGGAAACCGGUACGGCAAAGGACAAUCGUAAACUAUAAAGCAAUUCCGAUGCUUUGUUUUAAAGGUAUAUUAAAUUCAUAACUGGGCUUUUCGCUGCUUUGUUCGACAAAGUUCGAUGGACUCCUCGUGUGCGCGCAAAACACACGUAAAGGAUCGUAUUAUUUCGAAGAUUUCAUUUCUCUCUCGAUCAUGUUUUAAUUUUUUAUUAUUAUUAUUAUUAUUAUUAUUUAAGUGACUAUUGAGACGAUUGUGUGAUAAGUUUAGUUUUCUUUUCUUUUUGUUUUUUUUUUACUUUCGUUGGUGAUAUUAUACGUGACGAUAAAAAACUGUAAUUAAAGAAGAAUAACCUUUUUACAAAAUCCGAAAGGAAGAAAUAAGAAAUAAAGAAGAAGGAGAUCGUAUAUCGAUUUUUGCUUAAGAGGAUUGUGGACUUUGUUUCUGCUUAUAUAUCCUGACAAGUUACUUUGGUUGGUUCCUGUUCGAAGAUUGCGGGAGGAAGGAAGAUCCUAUUUCUUGCACGUGAUAACUUUUUAAGCUGAUAAAAGGGUGAUCGUUAAAGGGAUAUAAUAUCAUCGAAUCAAGGGGUUCGUGGUAGAAAAUUCCCAUGUGCGUUCGUAGCAACCGUGGAAGGCCACCACGGUCGAAAAGAGAGAAGGAGGAGCAUGACGUAGUAAUCGGCAAGGGGGGCCCUUGGGAUGCUCCUGACUUUUGGUUAGGGUCGUAUGGAGGGGAAGGACGAGACCAACCCGGAAGAAAUUCUAUUUUUCAAUCUAACCACCACCACCACCGUCGCCACCAACCAAACCAAAGAUUUAUUUCUAACAUUUCCUGGCAAAAAUUCACCAUACACGCCGAUUCAGGCAAUAUUAAUCACCCUGGUGCUGGUAAGCAUCAUCAUUGGCACUGUCAUCGGAAACAUCCUGGUUUGUGUCGCGGUAUUCCUCGUUAGGAAACUACGACGACCUUGCAACUACCUUUUGGUUAGCCUAGCCGUCAGUGAUCUCUGCGUGGCACUUCUGGUAAUGCCGAUGGCAUUACUAUACGAGAUUUCCCAUAAUUGGACAUUCGGAGAAGUUAUAUGUGAUCUAUGGGUUAGCUUCGAUGUACUUAGUUGUACAGCCAGUAUUCUCAAUCUGUGUAUGAUAUCUCUUGAUCGGUACUGGGCGAUCACGAAACCUCUGAAAUACGGCGUUCAGAGGACACCUAAACGGAUGAUGGUCUACGUGCUACUUGUUUGGUUGGUAGCAGCUUGCGUUAGUCUGACGCCAUUAUUGUUUAUCGAAAACGCUUAUACCUACUCGGAAACUGGACCCUCGCAUUGUACGGUCUGCCAAAAUUUCUAUUAUCAGAUCUACGCAACAGUCCUCAGUUUCUACGUACCACUAACCGUCAUGAUAAUGGUAUACUACAGAAUAUUCCGUGCAGCACGUAAGAUAGUUCUCGAGGAGAGAAGAGCUCAAAGCCACUUGGAAACCCAGUAUUAUCUCGAUAUCGAACCACCUGUACAGCAUCAGACGACACCUGCAAUAAAUCGUCAAUUUAAUUCGUCGGAGUUACCGACGAAUCAUGGAAGUCCACUAAUCAAACAACACAGAAGUUCCAGUGCUUCCACAACGAUACGGUCAAAAGCUCGUGGCGAGAGGCGGGAAAAUAAUAAACCGUGUAGCGGUAAUGCGGUGAGAUGUUUUGCCGGUGGUCCACGUAAAAGCAACGAGUCGCAAUGUCCGAUGUUGCAGAAACCAAUACUGUCAUCAUCGACGACAACGAUGACCCCGUCGAUAAUGACGAUGUCAAAACCAACAACGGUGAUAAGGAAUCAUUUGAAUAGCACGUGCAGCGUGACCAAUUCACCACAUCAGAAAAAAUUAAGGUUCCAUUUGGCAAAGGAACGUAAAGCCAGUACAACGUUGGGCAUCAUAAUGAGCGCAUUCAUCAUCUGUUGGUUACCAUUUUUCGUUUUGGCAUUGAUAAGGGCAUUUUUAACAGACCCACAAGCUGUACCAACAUUUCUAUCAAGUCUUUUCCUUUGGUUAGGCUAUUGCAAUAGCCUAUUAAAUCCAAUUAUUUACGUAACACUUACAAGAGACUUUCGCAAACCAUUUCGUGAAAUACUUUGCUUCCGUUGCAGCAGCUUAAAUCACAUGAUGCGAGAAGAAUUUUAUCAAAGUCAAUACGGGGAUCCGGUUAACAAUUAUGAAAUAAAAGCAGGUGAAACCGAAAGCGGUGAUAGAUUAGACGAUCAAGGAGUUGAAUCUAUUGACGUCGUAGCCAACACUCCUAACGAAAGCUUUCUGUGAUCCCAGUGAAUAAUUUCGUUGACUAGACGAAUUUAUCGAGCUUCCUCCUGGCUUAUUCUUACUUCGAAUUCUUAUUCAAUGAUAAAAUUACUACUACGACCAAGUUCUUUUCAAAUUUUUAUUCAAUAUCGAUAAUCGAUUCUUUUUUUUUUUCUUUCUGUUUUUUCGUAGCAGGAGGAGAAGGAGGAGGAGGAUUAACAUUCGAACUUUAUUCCAGAUUUUUCAUCAUUUCCCUACCCCCCCCCCUACACCCCCUCUUCUUUUUUGAAUACAUAAUAUGAAAAAUGUUGUUAACUUAUUCACGUAUAUGGGAUUGGAUCAAUUCCUAUUCGUACUUUCUUUUCGAUUAUUUCAAUUUUACAAUCGUGUGUUAUGCAAUAUUUGUAUUGCACAGUUGUGAGAGAAAAUAUUUCUUAUUUUUUGUUCUUAAAGAAAGGAUAAUUUGUAUAUAAUAAAUGUUAACAAAAUUGAUCUCCCAAGGGAUGAUGAUGAUGAUGAUGAUGAUUAUACGUGUAAACUACUUUGAGUAAUUUAGAUGAUUCCAAAUUUAUUUCGAAUACUUUCGAUCGUAAAUAGAAAUGGAGUGAAAAUGGAAUUUUCAAUAAUCUUGAUGUAGGAUUUUAUACGGGGCGGGGGGGGGGGCGGCGGCGGAGGGAGAAAACUCAAGCGUGACUUAUUGUUAAUGGAAUAAAAAAAAAAGAAAAAGAAAUAUAAUCGUGCGAAGUCAAAAAGAAAUGGAAAAAAGAAAUAAAAAAAGGACAGAAGUUUCCUUCGAGUUUACGAGCAACAACAACGGUUACUUUCCGUUGGUUCUGGAAAAAAGUUCCUAAGGAAAAUGAAAAGAAGAAAAAGAAAAAAAAAAGUCUUCACGGAAAGUGGUGUAAAGUGAAAGAAAGAGAUAGAUAGAUAAAUGGUAAGAAAAGAGUGCCUAUGUUUUCUCUCUCACUCACUCACUCACUCACUCACUCACUCACUCUCAUACUACUUUAUACCAAAUCUUGACCAGACAUCUUAGGUUUUUCCGGAUUUACUUCUCUCCUUUUCAUCGUUCUAUCGUGUUCCCAACGUGAACAUCUUGCUUGUUCACCUCCUCCUCCUCCUCCUCCUCCUCCUUUUCGUGUCUCUCACGAUUUUCUAACUCAACUUUUUCUCUCACGUCGUAGAACAAAAUAUCUUAAAUCGUUCGACGAGAAAUAAAAAUGAAAUUUAAAUAAAUAAAACAAAAGAAAAUAAAAAGAAAGCACACAGUGAUAGUUUGAAUUGAUAAAAUGGACAAAUUUUGAACGAAAAAUAAUUUUGUCUUCUUUUUUUAUUUCCGAUGAAAUAACAAUAAUUAUUAUUAUUAUUAUUAAUAAUCAAUUAACCGUUGGAUUUGGAACGAUAGGAAAUAUAAAUGAGAUAUAUAUAUAUAUAUUUAUGUUCUUUCGUUGUAUGUCGUUUCAAUAAAACGCGUAUUCGUAUUAUAAAUAAAUGAAUCUAUAUAACUUAAAUAUGUCCAUUAAACUCUUAAUACUUGUCAUCGUAUAGAGACCAUUAUUGUUCGAGAAUACUUAACGUAUUAUGUAAAAGCCGGUUUGACAUUGGUUUCCUAAACGAUUUAUAAUUGUCGAUAUUUUACAACGGACAAAUUGCAUACGAACGAAAGGGGGAAGUAACUACAAAACUUCAUAUAUUUCAUUAUUAAAUCGUAUCACAUAUUAUAUAAUCGUAUCUCAUCUUCUCGUCAUUUGUAAUUAAGAUUUUAUUCAUAAACGUGUUUUUUGUUUCACGUCGCAUCACGUGGUAACAUCAUUUUUUCAAAAGAUCAAAUAUAUCAAGAUUUUCAUUUUUAUUAUUUAUUUAUUUAUAAUAUACCGUUAUACAUACGUAAGUAAAGAGACAAAAAGUGAUUAAAAUUAAUAUCUCGUAUCUAUCUAUCAUUAAUCUUUAACAUUUUUCGCGAAUAUAAAAAUCUUACAUAUGGGGUAUUCGAAAACAACAACAAGAAAAUGCAUAAAUUCAUUGAUAUGAAUUUCUUUCUCUUCUUUAUCAUUUCAAUAUAGCUACUUACGAAAGAACAAAAAAAUAAAAUAAAAUAGAAGAAAGAAAAUGUGUAUGAAAGAAAGAAAGAAAAAAAAAA